AUGAUAAUUUCGAUUCUUCUUCUGAAGAAUAAAGUAAUUACCAUCGAUUUUGGUUCAUAUUACACUAAAGCAGCUCAUGAAGGAUCAAAUAACGUACCAGAUAUGCUUUUAAAUACAUUUUCAAAGAGAUUAACACCUUCAUUUGUUGCUUUUAAUACGCCAAAGGAUUUCGAUAAUAUAACAUCUGAUCCUUUAAGUCCAGAAGAAAUUGAAUCAUUAGUACCUAUAAUUGGUGAUCAUGCAUAUACAAAAUUAUUAUCUUAUCCAUGGCUCGGCGGUGGAUAUUUUCAACCAUAUAUCGAUUUAGAUAAAAAUGAAACACGAGAUCUUGCAGAUAGACUACUAUCUUACCCUCCUUGCGAAACUAGAUUCAAAAAUUUCAAUUUAACAGCAACAUUUCUUCACUUCUACACUAAAAUGAUGUUAAAAGAUGGAUUUGAAAACACAAAAGUUAACUUCGUCGUUCCAGGAUCAUUUACAGAACCACAAAUUUUAGAAUUACAUGACAUUGCUAGAGCAGCUAAACUCCAAAACGAAACAAUUACAUGGGAUUGGGAAGCAGCUGCGAAUUUAUUCGCUCAGAGGCGUCCAGAUGUUAUACAGCCUGAUAAUCGAAUUGGAUUAUUUGUUGACAUCGGCGCAACGUCAUCAAAAGCUUAUGCAAUCAGAUUUGAAGAGCAGAAGGGUGUUCCCAAAUACAAUGCGCGCCUUCUUGACUAUCAUAUUGAUUAUGAUACAGGAGGAGCUUAUUUAACAGCCGGAUUAGCCAGAUUUGUAAAGAAAAAGCUUACAUCCAAAGAAAUUUCGCCAGCAGAAAUGGGCAGAAUUCUUGAACAGUGCGAAAAAGCUAAAAGAACUUUAAGUUUGUUGGAAGAGACUAAAAUAACAAUAGAAAACAUUUCUGGCAAAGACAGAAUAGUAACUAUUACAAGGGAUGACUUAGAUGAAGUUGCAAAGCCUCAUGUUUUGAGAAUUUCCAAAUUAAUAAAAUUAUCUUACAGAAAAUCGAAAGUUGACUUUGUAGAAAUAAUUGGUGGAGGCUCUAGAUCACCACCUAUUCGCAGAGCCAUUAUGAAAGAAAUUGGAGCUGAAAAAUUAAACUCAUCAAUGAAUGUUGAUGAAGCAUUGGCAAUGGGCGGCCAAUGCCAAGUCCUAACUAAUUGGGUGGCUGGACAGAUGAACGAGUCAUUUUAUAAGAUAGAUAUCUGCGCAUUAUAUAAUUGUCAUGAUGUUUUACUUGGAACUUCCAAAGAACUUGGUUUUAGUAAUAAUCCAGAGUUCGUGUACUUCAAUAUCACAACUCCUUUGAGAAGAGGACUUUUCUCAUAUAAUUGGACUUAUUACGUUCCGAAACCAGGUUACGGACUCACGAACUACUUCUAUUAUACAAGAGGCCCCGUCAGGCUUGAUCGUGUCCUCUCUUGUUACCUUGGAGAUUGUAAACCAAAUUCGGCCACUCUUUUGCGACCAUACUAUGGUAAUUUUGUUAACUACCUCGAAGCAGUAACAAAUGAUAGAAGAAAACUAGAGUAUUUGACUAAUGAAUUGGAAGAAAUGUAUAAUGUUGUGAAAUCGUCAACAAAUGAUACCAAACUAUAUUUAGAAUCCAAAGGUAUUAUGUUAGAUACAAUAUUAGAAAGAAUUGACCAAUAUCUCUUCGGAAAUGAUUUUAAUAUUUCUUCGACAACGCAAUUGUUGGAGGAAAUGAUUAACAUUCAGAAAUAUUUGGUCAUUAGAUCCGAAGCUUUGGGUUCUAAAGAGAAACUACAAGAUAGUAUCGAUAGAGCUUUCACAAUUUUGAAUGUGACCUAUCCAAUGAAUCCGAAAUGGCUUGAACCGAAUGUUCUCAGAGCUUUCAUGGAGAAAACAGAAUCUGUUGUUCAAUUUAUGAAUUCAAUCGAUUCUAUUGACAUUAAUAAAGAACAAAUAGAUGAAGUAACAGCAUCUCUUGAUACAUGGUGUGAUGCUCUUCCUCCUGUUCCAAAGAAAAUAAGUCAUGAAAUUAUUAUUCAAUAUCUUAACAAAUUUUUAGACAAAAUUCUCAACUUGUUUGUUGAUUUAUAA
Trichomonas vaginalis G3 is the source of this 2064-nucleotide messenger RNA. Its product is annotated as ATP binding. Gene Ontology annotation, cellular component: cytosol; nucleus. Gene Ontology annotation, biological process: protein folding. Gene Ontology annotation, molecular function: ATP binding; ATP-dependent protein folding chaperone. The record is from RefSeq and is a predicted model, not a curated record. Lineage: Eukaryota; Parabasalia; Trichomonadida; Trichomonadidae. The coding region runs from base 1 to 2064 and encodes 687 amino acids. The transcript has a single exon.